CCUUUUUUUUGCGCUUUACCUAAGUAAAGAGGAGGAUCAGUAGAAACUCAAAAAUCUUCAUAAUUUCAACCAAAAAAAACAAUGCAAUGUUCUGAAGAAACUAUUGCAAGGCUAUUCUACAAUGUCUCCAGUUCCUUUCAACUUGUCCUCAUUUUUUCCUACUUCACUUCCAUUUUACUUGCCAAACUCUUCUAUUUUCUUGGUGGAAAUCCAUUUUUCUGGAGGAAUCGAGAUAAUGCAUAUGAAUUUGCAGAGUUUUCGGAUGAAGAAAGUGAAUAUUACCAUAAUGAAGUUGAAACAAAUGAGGAAAAUCAUUAUGUAGCAUGCGCAUUUCGCGAACAUGGAAAAACUGAAUAUAGCUUAAAUAGCAAUGUCGCUGAUGAAGGAGACUCCAUUUAUGCAUCACUAGCUUCAGAAUCUGUUCAUAGUGAUGAUGAUGAUGUUGAAGAGAAGAUUCUCAAUUUGAAAUCUUACAAGUGUGAUUUGGACAUGAUGGAUAGCGACAUUAAUCAUGGAAAAGUUUAUAGGAAAAUCAUGAAGGACAAGAAAGUAAUGAAGAGUAAAAAAAUUUGUAGAGAGGAAAAUUUCUUGGUUUAUGCACCAUCAAAGUUAGAGAGCAAGAAAUUUCAAUUUCAAGAAAAGAAGGACAAUACUAUUGAUGAAAUAUUUGGAGAUGCUUAUAGUGUUGGCUCCACUUCUAAGAGUUCAUCUGAAUGGAGAAGCUCCAUUAAAGAUUCGGGUGAAGAUCCAUUUUCUUCUUCUUCAAGAAGAAGUUGCCCCAAGUGGGAAUCUUACACGGUCUUCCAAAAAUAUGAUGAAGAAAUGCUGUUUUUAGAUAGAAUCAGUGUACAAAAACUCCAUGAAACAGAAUCACUAAGAUCCAUUCAAUCAUGUCCAAGAUCAAUAUCAGACAGGAUUGUUUAUAAAUUAGCAACAAAGAACAGGAAAUCAUCGGAUUUUCGACACAACCCGUAUCACGAAUUAGAGGCUGCUUAUGUAGCACAGGUAUGCUUAGCAUGGGAGGCACUGAGCUGGAAUUACAAAUUCUUCAAAAGCCUAAGAGCUUCGCGUCUUGAAGAGGAUUCGGGUUGUCCUGCUUACGUAGCUCAGCAUUUUCAACAGUUUCAAGUGCUUUUACAAAGAUAUGUAGAGAAUGAGCCAUAUGAACAUGGUAAGAGGCCUGAGAUUUAUGCUAGGAUGAGAAGCUUAGCUCCUAAAUUGCUUCAAGUGCCUGAAUAUCGAGAUUCGGAUGAGGAAAAAGGACAGGAAAAUUUGUGCUCGAGAAUAUCAUCAGAUUCAUUUCUUCGGAUAAUGGAAGAAGCAAUCAGAACAUUUAUGCAUUUCCUCAAGGCGGACAAGGAGAAUCCUUGCCAAGUAUUAAUGACUGCUUUCUUUAAGAGAAACAAAAGAGGCUCUGCUGACCCUACUCUUCUCCUCUUACUCAAGAAAGUAAACAAGAAGGCACGUAUCUAUUUUAUACUCCUGUGAGUUUAAAUUAUAUGCACCAUUACUAUAAGGAUUUUUACAUCAUCAAGUCACCUUUACACAGGUAACAUGUUUUACUUUUAAGAUUCUAAAUCCUAGUAUUUUUUAAGGUGACUAACCUGAAAAUUAAAUUUUAUGUGUGUGUGCAGAAAAAGUCAAGGGUGAAGGAUAUUGGUCGGGCAGGGAAAUGCCGCUUGGCUAAAAGGAGACUAAAAGAAGAAGAAGAAAUGGAGAUAUUGAUGGGAUUAAUAGACUUAAAAGUGGUAUCAAGAGUAUUAAGAAUGAGUGAAGUGAAUGAUGAGCAGUUGCAUUGGUGCGAGGACAAAAUGAGCAAAGUCAGGGUAUCUGAUGGCAAAUUAUUUAGAGAUGCUUCACCACUGUUCUUCCCAGCAAACAUUAGUUAAAUUACUUUAAUUUGAUGAGUAGAUGUUGUUUUGUAAAUAACUACUACAAAAAGAGAAAUAAGGGUGGCCCAUGGAGAGUUAAAAGUAAGUUGAAUGAUGUGGGGAUGACAGGAGAAUUUUAUGAACAAUUUUGAUAAAUAGUGAAUUACAGUAUAAGCAAAGGGAAAGAAAAAAGAUGGAUGAGGAUAUAUAGUGACAUGGGUACGUAGCUUUACUUCUUUUUAAACAUUAGGGGUUCAUCCAAGUUUGAAUUAAAAGGCAAAGCUGCAGAUUGUGCACCAGAAUAAAAGUAAAAGGUAGCAGCAUCACAUGGUAUAUAUAUAGGAUCUUAAUUUGAUCGCCUUUUUUUUUUUUUUUUUUUGAAAUUUGAAGGGAAAUAAACAAAAUUAUCAACAAAUGAGAGACAUAUGCAUCUGGAGAGCUUAUGAAAGAUUGUCUUGAUUUGUAUCAUCAGUAUUAUGCUAUUGAUCAAGAAAUGUAAUGUACCAUUCAGACA
This is a messenger RNA of Lycium ferocissimum, 2385 nucleotides long. RefSeq lists its product as uncharacterized. Lineage: Eukaryota; Viridiplantae; Streptophyta; Magnoliopsida; Solanales; Solanaceae. The record is from RefSeq and is a predicted model, not a curated record. The coding region runs from base 82 to 1488 and encodes 468 amino acids. The transcript is spliced from 6 exons.